CCGCGCAUCUCUGAAAGCGCCGGUGACCCGACGGAAGCAAUUCCUCCGACUUGUUCCGGAACGCACAGAGGCCAGCAGCUGGGGGUGGGGGGGUGGCCCUGGAGAAGGGGCUGUGGCGGUACGCCGGGGAAGACUGCUGCGGCGGCUGCAUUAGCGGCGGGAUUCGCAAGAAGCUACUAAAGUUCCUGUGGAACCAAAGUAAAAUUGUAUAAGAACAUAAUGGAUGGAGAGGAGAAAACCUAUGGUGGCUGUGAAGGCCCUGAUGCCAUGUAUGUCAAGUUAAUAUCUUCUGAUGGUCACGAAUUUAUUGUAAAAAGAGAGCAUGCACUAACAUCAGGAACAAUAAAAGCCAUGUUGAGUGGCCCGGGUCAGUUUGCUGAGAAUGAAACCAAUGAGGUCAAUUUUAGAGAGAUCCCUUCACAUGUGCUAUCAAAAGUAUGCAUGUAUUUUACCUACAAGGUUCGCUACACUAACAGCUCCACCGAGAUUCCUGAAUUCCCAAUUGCACCUGAAAUUGCACUGGAACUGCUGAUGGCUGCGAACUUCCUAGAUUGUUAAAUAAAAUAAAUUAUAAUAAACUGUUAAUUUUUUCAGUAUUUAAUACCUGUAGUUCAGUUAGUAAUUUUUUCACUUAGCAUGUUGCCUGUAUGCAAUUGAACUAUAAAGUUAAUUGCAAAGCAAAUUAUCUUCUGUUCUUUUGCAUAGCAAUCAGAGCUGAAAUUUGUUUGCUAUAUUGACAAGUUAAGGACGUUUUCACAAACUAAGAAAUAAACAAAUAAUGACAAUUCAUAGGUCGUUUUGUUUAUCCUUUGGAUGUGACUUUUAAAAUAGAACAAUCAUAUAAAUACUGAAAUGUAGGCAUAAAUGAACAUGUCCUACAGAUAAAUAAUGGGGCUAAGUAUUUUUAUGUUUUUAGUGUUUUUUAAAAUAUUUUGAUCUUAUAGCUGCUUCUUCUAGCAUUACUAGAGUUAUGCAAAUAAUUACAUGAAAAAUUUGUUUAUAAGUUAGCCAAAUCAUUGAUUUUUAUAACUCAAAGGAUUAAGAGUUGAAAUUUCUUAUGUGUUUUUUUGAUAAACUGCAGUAUUGUUUUAAUUGUAUCUUGUGUUUUGUUUAUUGCUACAACUUAAGGUCUUUAUUUAAAAGCAAUUUUGGAAGUUAUUAGGUACAAGUUUUACAUUAGUAACUGAACCUGUAGCCAGAUAAUCAACAAGUGAACUACAUAACUAAAGAGUUCCUGUGCAUUGUAUGUUUUGGACAACUCAAAGUAUUGUACUUACAUUGAUUCUAAAGCUUCCUUUCUUGGGAUUACACUUGUUUAAAUGUAUUUUAAAAUAUUCUAUGAGCUUCAUCUAGAUCUUAAGAGCUAGACUUCUUUGAAUUAGUCUUCCUCCAUCUAGUUGGAAUGUCAUAAGAACCUUACAAUGCACUCAAUAGUACAUGAAUUAUCUAUGAAAAUAUUUGAAUAAAUAUACAACAAUCAAAAAAUAUACUACAAUCAGUGGGUCUUCUCAAAACUCAAGGAAGUUAAUCAGCUUUUAAUUAUAUAGACAAAAGCAUUUGAAAAGUAUAAUAGUAUCUUUGUUUAGGCAUUGGAAAAGAACUACUGGAGCUGGGUUUAGUGUUUAGAACAAAAACCAUCAUAAUGAAGUCUAUAGACUUAAGUCCAAUUUCCUUUCUUAAUAAGACUAGCUUGAUAUAGCCCUAUUUUUCUUCAGAAACUAUAAACUAGAGUAACUUCUUUUUGAAAGCCAAAACAUUAUACUUCGUACCUUAUUAAAAGUGGCUAAGGUGCCUGUAAUCCUAGCUACGAAGGAGACUAAGAUUAGAGGAUUGCAGUUUCACGCCAACUGGGCUGAAAAGUCAGACAUUCAUAUCCCUAAUUAAUCAUCACAAAAGCCAGAAGUGGAGCCUUUGCUCAAGUAGUAAGGCACUAGCCUUGAACACAAAAGCUCAGGAACAAGGCUUAGGCCCGGUCCAGAGCUGGCCAAACAAAAGUGGUUAAACAAUACUUAAAUUUUUUCCAUCAUGUCUUUUUAAGACAUAAAUCUCUUUUAGUAUAAAAGAUUAUUAAAUAUAAGAACUAUAUUCUGUGGCUAGGGAUUUAGUUCAUUGGCAGGAAGUUGUUGCUUCAGUCUGUAGUCACACCAAAUGAUAGAACAGAGAAUAGGCAAAAAGCCAGCUCACUUACUGUUUAGAUUAUAUGUAAAUAUCCUCAAUAUUUCUUCUCCACAGAACAUACUACCACCGCUUUUUGUUCAAUUUUUUUUGACAAAUAAAUGCCUUGUUUAAUAUUUCAUUUUUGUACUAUCUAGGUUAUGUGUUAGAAUUUUUUUCCCCUAUAUAGUUAGUAACUGUCUUAUUUGUGAAGAUGCUGUUGAUACUAAGGAAUAAAGUUUAUUAUAUGCAGUGAAUUUAGCUCGUUCCUUAGAGAACACCUGUAGACAUCUUGCUCUGUGUGGAUUUGCCAUCUUAGUUUCUUUUUUGCUAAGUUUAAUAGCAAAGUGUAGAUACUCGGAGAAACAAUGUAAGAAUUAUUGUUAAAGAUUGAAAGGCUUAAGCCAAGUGUGGUUCACAUCUAUAACUCCAGUAUAGGCAGUAGGAUAAUCAGUUUCAAGUCAGGCCCAGCUCCAUAGCAAGACCUUGCCUCAAGAAAAAAAUGAAGUGUUUAAUUCAAGUAAUUCCUACUACUCCAAUAGAGGAAAUUUUAUACAAAUUAAAUGAAGCUAUAAUGUGUCCAGCAUUGCCAAGCUGAAAUCUGGUUGACUUUAAUCAAGCUCUUAAGGUCUGGUACUUAAAUGAUACUAUUGAUUUGUAUGUGUUCUCUUAUUCGCAAUAUAUAAAUACUGAGCCAGUCA
Messenger RNA from Dipodomys ordii (Ord's kangaroo rat), 2855 nucleotides. RefSeq names its product transcription elongation factor B (SIII), polypeptide 1 (15kDa, elongin C) (gene Eloc). Gene Ontology annotation, molecular function: protein-macromolecule adaptor activity. Gene Ontology annotation, biological process: ubiquitin-dependent protein catabolic process. NCBI's taxonomy places the organism in Eukaryota, Metazoa, Chordata, Mammalia, Rodentia, Heteromyidae. The record is from RefSeq and is a predicted model, not a curated record. The transcript is spliced from 4 exons. Bases 220 to 558 code for a protein of 112 amino acids. Gene Ontology annotation, cellular component: elongin complex.